Echinops telfairi (small Madagascar hedgehog) is the source of this 2699-nucleotide messenger RNA. RefSeq names its product hyaluronan mediated motility receptor (gene HMMR). The record is from RefSeq and is a predicted model, not a curated record. Gene Ontology annotation, molecular function: hyaluronic acid binding. NCBI's taxonomy places the organism in Eukaryota, Metazoa, Chordata, Mammalia, Afrosoricida, Tenrecidae. Gene Ontology annotation, cellular component: membrane. The coding region runs from base 40 to 1914 and encodes 624 amino acids. The transcript is spliced from 15 exons.
AAAUCCUGUGAUCUUCUGUUAGUGGAGUUCAUCUUCAGCAUGUCAUUUCCUAAAGCGCCUCUGAAACGAUUCAAUGACCCUUCUGGUUGUGCGCCAUCACCAGGUGCUUAUGAUAUUACAACUUCAGAAGCAUCGAAAGGACCUGUUUCUUUUCAGAAAUCACAACGAUUUCACAAACAAAAAGAAACACAACAAAAUCUUCAUUUUGAAAAAGAUGCUACCUUGCUAGCUUCAACGAAAAAAGUGAAGACUUUGGGAUUAAAGAAAGAAUCUCAAAAGAAUGGUAAAGAUUUGAAGGUAUUGGAAAAGGAGAUUCGUGUUCUUGUGCAAGAACGGGGUGCACAGGACAAGCGGAUCCAGGAUCUGGAAGCUGAGUUUGAGAAGAUGGAAGCAAAACUAAAUGCUGCAGUAAGGGAGAAAACUUCUCUUUCUGCAAAUAAUGCUUCCCUGGAAAAACAGCUUAUUGAAUUAACCAGGACUAAUGAACUUCUAAAAUCUAAGGUACUUGAACUUCAUAAUUACAUUUACACUCAUAUAAAUAAUAAUGUUUCUAUAGAGAGAGACAAGAUUGAUGAAAAAUCUGAAACAGUGAAACUCUUAGAAUACAUUGAAGAAAUCAGUUGUGCAUCAGAACAAGUGGAGAAGUACAAGGUAGAUAUUGCCCAGUUAGAACAAGAUUUAAAAGAGAAGAAUCAUGAAAUUCUAAGCCUUAAGCAGUCUCUUGAAGAAAAUGCUGACAGGAUGACUAAACAAGUAGAAGAUCUGAAUGCCAGAUGUCAGCUCCUGGACAAAGAAAAAGAAGAUCUUGUCAUCAGGGAUUGUGAACAAAUUGAAAUUCUAAAUGCUGAGAUACAAAACCUAAAAGAGAAGCUUAUCAUUGAAAAACAAGAACAUGAAAAGCUACAACAAAACAAAUUGCAAACUGAUUCACUUCUGCAACAAGAGAAGGAAUUAUCUUCAAGUCUUCAACAGAAACUAUGUUCUUUUCAAGAGGAAAUGAUUAAAGAAAGACAUUUCUUUGAGGAAGAGUUAAAGCAAGCACUGGGGGAGUUAGAUAAAUUGCAGCAAAAGGAGGAACAUGCGGAAAGACUAGUAAAGCAACUGGAAGAGGACACAAAGUCGAAGGCCGAAGAACUAAAAUGCCUACAAGAGAAGAUGCAAGGCUAUAAAGCAUUAACUAGUGAGAUAGAGGACCUUAAGCUGAAGAACUCAUCACUACAGGAAAAAGUAGCCAAGGCUGAAAAAUGUACAGAGGAAGCUCAACAUCAGAUCUUGGCAACUGAGAACAGAAAUCAAGAAUAUGCAAGGAUGCUUCUAGAUCUGCAGACCAAAUCAGCACGCAAAGAAGCAGAAAUCAAAGAAAUGACUGUUACGUCUCUUAAAAAAAUAACUGAUUUGCAGAACCAACUCAAGAAACAAGAUGAAGAUUUUAAAAAACAAAUGGAAGAAGCAAGAAAAGCUGAAAAUGAAAAUACAAUGGUAGAGCUAACUGAGGAAAUUAAUAAAUGGCGUCUCCUUUAUGAAGAAUUAUAUAAUAAGACAAAACCUUUUCAGCUGCAACUGGAUGCCUUUGAAGCAGAGAGACAGGCUUUGUUGAAUGAGCAUGGUGCAGCUCAGGACCAGCUGAAUAAACUAAGUGAUUCCUAUGCUAAAUUACUGGGUCAUCAGAAUCUAAAGCAAAAAAUCAAGCAUGUUGUGAAAUUAAAAGAUGAAAAUAGCCAGCUAAAAUCGGAAGUGUCUAAGCUUCGCUCCCAGCUUGCUAAGAAAAAACAAAGUGAGACAAGACUGCAGGAGGAAUUGAAUAAAGUUCUGGGUAUCAAGCACUUUGAUCCUUCAAAGGCUUUUCAUCACGAAAGUAAAGAAAAUGUAGCCCUUAAAACCCCAUUAAAGGAAGGUAAUACGAACUGCUACUGAAGUCCAAGAAUCAUGCAUGUAAACAAGUGAAAAUCCUGUUGAAGAUUAUUUUAUUCUAUUUUUAUUGUUAUUAUGAUGUUUACUAUAUGUUUUUUUAUACUGUUGUAUAUAAUUUUAACUGCCCAUCGUUUAGUAUGGGAAAAGAGAUUCAACAUUUUUUAUCAAUAUUCCUUCUGACAUUUUAUUUUCUAUUGUGACUGCCUCCUUGAUGCUCAUAUUUAUUAAUUCAUCUUAAACUUUCUAACUGAACUUCUAGCUUAUAAUUCACCCCAUCAAAUCAACUUCAUUUAAAAUACACUAUCAUUAUCUUCCUUAUACCUCAAAUGGUUUCAAGAUUCUAAUCUCCUAGGUUUUUUAGAUUGAUUCUGGAAGCUUCCUUUGAACCUACCUUUUUAGUUCAGCUAAAGAACCUUGCCUUAAUCUUAGAUCUACUUUGACUCCUAAUAAUUAUCAUUCUGUCCUAAAAGUCAUCUACUUGCUCAGUCAAGUAAGAAAUAAGGACAAGUUUAACUCUACAUUCAUCUCUUUUUCUUAUAAAAAUCAUGGAGAUUGUUUAAUAAUAUAUUGAAGUUCACUAGGCCCCACCACAAAUUAACUAAAUUAAAUUCUCGAAUUUGGCCUAUAAAAGUUUAACUUAACAAACUGCAGUUAAUUCUUGGAUAACGCUAGUAGCCGAGAAAUUCUGAUUGUAACUUCUUUGGAGAGAUUUUUUCCUGUUACUUUUUCAUCUGCUUACUGGGUGUUUGGUUAGUAUUUGUAUAGUAUGAAAUAAAGCACACAGUAAG